AUGCCUGCCUUCCUCCGUCGCUCGUCCACCAAAAAGGGCGAGGACACGAAAAUCUCCGCCGAAGAGCGCGAGCGCAUGAAGCAGCGGACCGCAAACAUCGCCGACCCCAUCCUCUCCGCCCUCAAUGAAGAACAGCCCUUCCAGAUGUCCUCAAACCACCAGGGCGCAACCACCGUCUCCCCCGAACUCCACGUCCGCGACAUGUUUGGCUCCGUCAUCGAAGACCCCGAUCGUUCUAACCCCACCCGUCACCGCUCUGAGAGACCUCUCGACACCAUCCGUGGCUUUGAGUACGCAGCCACCGGAGACAAGCGCUUGAAAGAGCAGAUCUUCCGCGACAGACUCCCCUGGGAAGGCCGCCACAACGUCUCAACAUACUCGCCCUACGGCUCCGCUCCCAUCGACGACUCCCACUCCCAAGGCGUAGUCUACGACGAGUACGGCACCCCCAUCCCCCAGCCUCCCGCCACUCCUUCCUCGCGCACUCCCAUCCAGCUUGGUUCGACCGGUGCCGGUGAUCCUACUUACGACGCUCCUCUUCCCGACCCGAAGGAUAAGAAGAAAAAGAAGCGUGGUCUUUUCGGUCGCAAGAAAGACUAA
Molecule: messenger RNA, 600 nt
Organism: Myxozyma melibiosi
Lineage: Eukaryota; Fungi; Ascomycota; Lipomycetes; Lipomycetales; Lipomycetaceae
Exons: 2
Coding region: 1-600 (199 amino acids)
Source: RefSeq, a predicted model, not a curated record